CGCGUAUACUUCGUAGUGGUGGGGUUUUUAUGCACAACACGCAACGGCUCUUGUCAUUCCCGAACUCAAUUUAAUCCUUCACUGCCGUUAUGAAACAGGAACCAUGAACAAGUUAUGAAAAAGUGGCCGAUUAGGGGACUCGAACUUCCGCGCUAUUCUAGAACGCUAGAGUUGUGUAUAUCCAAUCGAGGGGUUGACAUACCCAGUGGGUAUAUAUAUAACUCUGGGAUAACCCCAUCUAGAGACCUGGAACUACCAGACACCAGUCGUCCUUGAACACUCACCUCUGUUUACAAAGCGCCGCAGUUCACAGAGAUGAUGGAUCUCUUACACCUCCUCCCACUGGAGGUACUACCCAGUCCCACCAGUCUCACGGGGAUUGUCCUCAUCGGCACCACCCUCGUCGUAUCCUCCAUCCUCCUCUCCGCCAUCUACAACCUGUACCUCCACCCCCUCGCCUCCUUCCCGGGCCCCCUCCUCCACCGCGCCUCCUUGUUUCCGUACCUCUACCGCCAAGUAACCGGCAAGCUCCCCUACUCCGUCCUCGACUUCCACGCGCGUUACGGGCCCGUGGUCCGCAUCUCGCCCAACUCCCUCUCCUUCGCCGACCCGCAAGCCUGGAAGGACAUUUACGGCCAUCGCUCCCCGGGACAGGAAGAGUUCGCCAAGCCGAAUCUGUUUUAUCGGACCAAGGGCAUCCCGCCGAGUAUCCUAAGCGAGACGAGAGAGAAUCAUGGCGUGCUGAGAAAGUUGAUGGCGCAUGGGUUCAGUGAGCGCAGCAUGAGGGCGCAGGAGGGGAUUAUCGGGGGGUAUGUGAAUGCUUUGAUUAGCGGGUUGAGGGGCCAUUGUUUUGGCAAGGAGGAGAAGAAGGAUGAUGGAGUGUCGUCGGAAAAGGAAACGGAGCAGAAGAAACAACAACCGGUACCCCUCGACAUGGUCAGCUGGUACAACUGGACCACCUUCGACGUCAUCGGCGACCUGGCCUUUGGCGAGCCAUUUGGAUGUCUGGAGAAGGCCGAGUACGACCCCUGGGUGGACGCGAUCGGAAAGAGCGUGCGGUUCGGCAGCAUCUUGUUGGCCAUCAGGGUUUUGGGCUUGGAGGACGUGGUGCAUCCCAUCAUUGAGAAAUUGAGCAACAAGGCCAGACGGUUCCAUCGGAAAAGGACCAUGGAUAAGCUGCAGAGGAGGGUGAAUCUGACAAAGGAGAGACCGGACUUUUUGGAGGGGUUGUUGCAGAAGAGGGAGGAGUGGGGCAUGGACAUGGAACGACUCGCAGCCAACGCAAGUCUCUUGAUCAUCGCCGGUUCGGAAACAACUGCAACGCUCUUGUCUGGAGCAACAUAUUUGCUGCUUAAGCAUCCCGAGGCAAUGAAGAAGCUGAUUGAGGAAGUUCGCUCGACCUUCAAAUCGGAAGAAGAAAUCACCCUUUCGUCGGUGGGCAGUCUCGAAUACAUGCUGGCUUGCAUAAACGAGGCCAUGCGUCUCUAUCCGCCUGUGCCCAUCGGCAUGCCCCGAGUUGUUCCCAAGGGCGGUGCAAAGGUUGCGGGCACAUUCGUUCCAGAGGGUACCGUUGUUGCUGUAUGGCAAUGGGCCACAAACCACAACGAGCAGCAUUUCCUCGAAGCUUUCGAAUUCCACCCCGAGCGUUGGAUGCAUGAUCCCCGGUUUGCCAACGACAGGCUGGAUGCGGUACAACCCUUUAAUGUUGGACCUAGGAACUGUCUUGGUCGGAACCUCGCAAUCGCGGAGAUGAGGCUCAUCCUUGCCAAAGUCGUUUACAACUUCGACAUGCAGCUCGCAAACCCUGGCAAGGACUGGUUGGAUCAACAGAUCUUUACCUUUUGGGAUAAACCCGCGCUUCCGGUCUGUUUGACUCCGGUGGAGAGGAACGGUGCAUAG
Neurospora tetraspora is the source of this 1899-nucleotide messenger RNA. RefSeq names its product cytochrome P450. Gene Ontology annotation, molecular function: monooxygenase activity; heme binding; oxidoreductase activity, acting on paired donors, with incorporation or reduction of molecular oxygen. The transcript is spliced from 5 exons. Bases 316 to 1899 code for a protein of 527 amino acids. NCBI's taxonomy places the organism in Eukaryota, Fungi, Ascomycota, Sordariomycetes, Sordariales, Sordariaceae. The record is from RefSeq and is a predicted model, not a curated record.